AUGCAAUCCGCUCAAUAAUAACAACAACAACUUUUAGAUUAAAAGAGAUUUGAUGAACUAGUUUAAGAUGCCAAGGAUUUCGAUCCUGAUAAAAAGUUCAUGGCUGCUAAUGAUUUAUCCAAUGCUCUAUCCAAUGGCUAAUUGAAGGAUACAGAUUACGACACUGUUGUCAAAAUUCUUCUUAAUUAGCUUAAUGAUGACUCUAAUGAAGUUCAAGGUAACUCAAUUAGAUGUCUCUCUAAGAUCAUUAAUAAGCUCUAAGAAACUUAAGUCGAAAAUGUUUCUAAGACUAUGAUAGUUAAGGUUAUUGAAGAUAAAGGAGAAUAUAGAGAUGUUUAUGCUACUUGCUUGAAAACUUUGAUUAAUGGUGUGCCUUCUAACUAUGCUAAGGCUGUCUAACCUAUCCUUUUACAUGCAAUUUAAGGUAUGGAACAAAAGCUCAAUAAUAAGGAAUUCGAUGUUUAAGAAGAACUAUGUGAUAUUCUCAACAAUCUCUUUAAGAAAUGGGGUUAGUCUUUAAGCACAACUAAUGCUAAUGUUAAGAAUUUGACAAAUAUAUUAAUGAGCAACAUUUCAAAGGGUGAAAGAAAUUCUCUUAAGAAGAAAUCUUGCAGCUGCUUAGGAAGUUUAGGUCUUAUUUUACACAAGGAUGACAUCGGAAGAGUUGUCAAGGAACUCUUGUAAAAUAUUAAAAAACCUGAUAACCAAAAGCAAAUUCAAUAGCAUUUAAGAGAAAAGCAGAUUUAUGUUGUCUAUGCUUUAAGUGCCAUAUCCAAAACUGUUGCUAAAAAACUCGGCUCAAAUUUGAAGGAUUUAAUUAACAUCAUACUCAAAGAUAUUAACUAGUAUGUUGAAGAAGUUGAUGACUACGAUUUAAUCAUCACAAUCUCUGAAAUGUUCGAAUCAUACUUAAGUAUUUUGGAAAGUCUCAUUAAGGGAUGUCCUGAUGAAAUCAAGGAAUAUUUCCCUCAAAUAGUUGACCUUUCUUCAUAAUUGAUUAACUAUGAUCCUAAUGGUCAAGCUCGUAUCAGCAACGGAGGCGAAAUGGAAAUAGAAGAUGGAGGUGAAGAAGAUGAAUACGAUUAUCUUUCAGAUGAUCAAGAUGGCGAUGAUUCUUCAUGGAGAGUUAGAAGAGCUGCCUUAAAUAUUAUUGAAACUCUUGUUAAGAGUGAUAGCGAAAUGAUUCGUCCUAUUUUUGAAAAGUGUGUUUCUUCUCAAAGUGAAUAAAGCACCAUCGUCUAUAGAUUAGGAGAAAGAAAUGAAAACAUCCGUUUUGCUACUUUCUCUUGCCUUUAGACUAUCAUCCGUGCUAUAGUCAUUUCAGAUGUAUCACAUGAUAAGGGAGAUGAUGAUUUCGAUUAAGAAUUGAACUCUGGUCCCCAAUUAGUUCGUGUUAAAUCUGCUGUCAAAGAAUUUAACAUUUCUGAAAUUAUUAGUGAAAUAUUCAACACUCUCACUUUCAUUCUUGAAAAGGAAAAAAAAGUUACAUAAGCUAUCUUAACAGGUGCAUACAAGUUAAUUGAAAGCAUUUCAAGAAAUUUAAGCAGAUAGGUAGUUAGCGAUCCUAGCAUUUGGCGUUUGGCUUUUGAUUUGAUUAAAAGAACUAUUGAAAACAAGGCCUCUCCCAAUGAAUUGAAGGUUACUGCUUUUUCAAGUUUACGUAAGCUUUUGAAGAACUACCAUGAAAGCAGUGAAAUUGCUCAUCUUUAAAAUGAUAUUCCCAACAUUUUUAAACUUGCCAGUGUAGGUCUUGUUUAAGAUUACUUUAAGAUUGUUGCAGAAUCCUUCCGUUGCUUAAAUAGCUUGUUCAACAUGAUCAACAAAUAAUUUAACUCUGCUAUACCUACAUUCAGCGCUAGUAUCUAAUAAAUAUUCCCUUAGAUUAGCGUUAAGUUAAAUAGCUCCGAUAUCGAUUAAGAAAUUAAGCAAUCAGUUCUCAGCUGCACAACUUCAUUACUCGUUAGUCUCCCUCAAACCAUUUAAGCCUAACAAAUUAAAGAUAUCAUUAAUGCUAUUUCUGAAAAAAUUAAAUCUGAAACCAAGAAGAUUCCUGUUCUUAAACUUUUAAAGAAAAUCCCUCUUUCAGUUCAUCCCCAUAUAACUGCUGAUAGCAUUAAACUCUUGAAUUCAUCAGCUGAAAGUAUUUGUGAUUUGCUUGCUAAGCAAGAUCGUUCACUUCGUGUUGCUAGUCUUGAAGCUUUAGACAAGACUUUAGUUCUUUUAAGCGAAAAGAAGUCUCCUCUAAGUGCUAAAGCCAGAGAUAACUUCAUCGCUUUAGCUUAUGAUUUCUUAAACGAUAAAGAUACUUGGGUUGCUUAACUCUAUUUAUCGGUUCUCAAGAAAUCCAUUGAAAAUGCUCCUCAAAGUCCUCAAUAUUAUACAAAAAUUAUUGAAUCCAUUACCAAGUUCUCAAAUUCUUCUAUUGUUUCCAGUGCUCACUUUAGCUCUCUUUAUGAAGUUUUCGCUACCUUAUCCAAGCUUAAUCUCUCUAACAGAAGCUAAAUGAUUUAAAAUUUGAUAGCUACUGGUAGUAAAGAUAGCAUCAAUUCAGUUUCUCGUGCUAUUUCUUCUAUUAUCAUUGAGCUUCCUGCUGGAGAACAACAAACUUUCAUUAAUUAAAUCUUUUCAACUGCCUCUUCUGAUAAAGAAGUUGUUUUGAAGAGACAAAUAUGCUUGGUCACACUUGGUGAAAUCGGAAGACAUGUAAACUUGUGCUCAGGAAAUAUCCUCCAAGAAGUUUAAAAGAUCUUAAACAAUAAAUAAAAUAACGAAGAAAUAAGAACUGCUGCCUCUAUUUCUUUGGGUGGUAUUGCUAUUGGAAACUUAAAUAUGGUUCUUCCUCAAGUUAUCUAAACAAUCAACUCAGGUUCUGAAGGCCAAUACCUUAUGCUUAACUCUUUGAAGUAAAUCAUUGAGCAUUCUCAACAACUUUCAUAGAGCAUCAUCUAAAUCAUUCCUAACCUCUUCAAAGCAACUGAAAACGGUGAUGAAUCUCUCUGCAACAUUAUUUCCUACAUCAUUGGUAAGGUUACUCACUUAAACUUAAAGGAAAUGAAACCUCUAAUCUUAUAAAAUUUAUCCUCCAAGAACUAAAAUACUAAGUACACUACUGCUAGUUCAUUUAAGUAUUUCUGCUUGAAGACUUUGAAAAUUGAUAACGAUUUACGUGAGUUAGUUUACGCUCUUAUGAAUAAUAUCAAUGAAAAAGAUAUCCGCACUCGUACUGCUAUUCUUAAAUCCUUAAAUAUGAUAUCAUACAAUCUUCCAAAUGCUAUAAUUUAACACAUUAAUAAAAAUGAAUUCUUCUUACCAGUAAGAGAAGCUCUCAGAUUCACCUAGAUAAGAGAAAUAGAUUUCGGUCCUUUCAAGUAAAAGAAUGAUGAUGGUGAACCUGUACGUAAUGCUGCAUUCACUCUUCUUGACACUGCUAUCGAUCAUCUCCACUACAGAGGUGUCGAAAAUUUCGAAAGAGAAAUUCUUGAAGAAGUUCUCUAUGAAUUUGCAAAUGAAUCAUCUGAAGACAUUAAAAUUCUUCGUUUCUAAAUUUGCACAAAGUUUGCUCAUAAGGUUCCUCUCAAAGUUACUCCCUUCCUUGAUUAAAUUUCAGAAGUAUUCCUUAAUGUUUUGAAACCUUAUGCUUCCAAGGCUGAUGGUGAUCGUGCAGCUGAUAUGGUUAGAACUGGUUUAAUCUGUUGCUUAACUCUCAAAUCUAUAGCUGAAGAUGAAUCCAAUACUAAAUAUCUCAACUUCUGGGAGUUAGUUAUGAAAACUGAAAAAUAUAGAAAUAUUAUUAAUUCAAUGACUAAUUGA
This is a messenger RNA of Tetrahymena thermophila SB210, 3810 nucleotides long. RefSeq names its product TATA-binding protein interacting (TIP20) protein. The record is from RefSeq and is a predicted model, not a curated record. Lineage: Eukaryota; Ciliophora; Oligohymenophorea; Hymenostomatida; Tetrahymenidae. Gene Ontology annotation, biological process: SCF complex assembly; protein ubiquitination. Gene Ontology annotation, cellular component: nucleus. The transcript has 10 exons.